Molecule: messenger RNA, 242 nt
Organism: Strongylus vulgaris
Lineage: Eukaryota; Metazoa; Nematoda; Chromadorea; Rhabditida; Strongylidae
Source: the annotation of a GenBank genome assembly
AUGAAAGAGGUGUACGGUGAAACAGAAGAACAUAGAUGUUUUCUAAAUGUUUGCCACUGUGAGCAAUUACCGCCGCCCACGGACGAUAUAGAUGAAGAUGAAUUAGCUGAGCGAAUCGACAGUGGAGAUAUUGGCUAUCGUAUACCUGUUAGCAUUGGUGAAUUGGACAGUGUUGUGGAUAAUAAAGGCAGAAACCAACCUAAGGUAGUUAUCAAUUUGCGUUCAUUGUUUGAAUGUUAGAA